AUGAUCGCUUGCUUUUUAUUGGGCAGUGUCCUGGCCUAUGGCCUCGUCACCACAGUCUAUCGUCUCCAUAUCCACCCAUUGAGCAGAUUCCCAGGGCCUCGGCUGGCCGCUCUAACAGGACUCUACGAGAUCCUUUGCACUGCUUGGCCGGGUGGUUCGUUCGAUGACGAGAUCCACCGAUUGCAUCGGCUCUAUGGUCCCGUCGUACGCAUCACUCCCGACGAAGUCCAUAUCCAAGAGCAGUUCUACAACCCGAAGUAUGCCGAUAGUUGGAUCAAAGGCACCAGGGUAUUGGGCCCUGGCCGUCACCAAUCGGGACGCACCACCCAAAGCGUCCAGACCCGGAAACGAUCGAUCUCGCGAGUGCGAUCAAUCCUCCAGGUCGAGGUUCAUCAGAUCAUGCGUGGCCUGGCCCAGAAGCAUCAAGUGCACCCAGUAUUCCGCUCACGGCUUCGGCCCCUCAUCCCGAUUCCCGACCCCCACGAGAGCCGAGCUGAUCCUGAUUCCUCGGAGAGUGAUAUAGACGAUGGGCAUGGAAGCGCCUCGGGAUCGGUGGGGGGCGGAUCAAAGCCCAAGUCCCGCAAGAACCAUCUCCUCCCGCGCCGAGGCCAAACACGCCCAGGGUCCUGGGAUCCCCGGAACUUCGGUGGACAAACAGGCCUUGUGCUCGACGGGACAGAGGAUGACAAAGUCUCUUGGUUCGAGACCCAUUGA
Molecule: messenger RNA, 714 nt
Organism: Penicillium canariense
Lineage: Eukaryota; Fungi; Ascomycota; Eurotiomycetes; Eurotiales; Aspergillaceae
Exons: 2
Coding region: 1-714 (237 amino acids)
Molecular function (GO): oxidoreductase activity, acting on paired donors, with incorporation or reduction of molecular oxygen; iron ion binding; heme binding
Source: RefSeq, a predicted model, not a curated record